AUGUCUGGAUCGGAACUCAUCGCCCGGCUACGCCAAUCGAAUAAUCACUUUCUUCAGCAAUUGGCUGACCGCAUCGAAGCUGGAGCCCAUUAUCACCACGAGUACCUCGAGGCGGAUGUGAUUAUUGUUGGGAGUGGCCCUAUCGGAGCUACUUAUGCUCGUAUCAUUGCGUCUCAACAGCCCAAUGCGUCAAUCAUUAUGGUCGAAGCAGGAUCGCAAGAGGACCCUAUCAUCGGUGCUCACCACAAGAACGCUGUUCGGUAUCUGAAGAACCCAGACGCAUUCGUGCCAUAUAUCAAUGCUAGUUUAGAGCCCGUGUCGAUCCCUGAGACCGAUCCAUACCUCUCAACACUCCCUAGCGUGUGCUGGACACCGCCGAACGACGAAGCCUUCGCACAUCAAUGGCAGAACCCAGGCCAGGCGCGUAAUAUGAACCUUCCGGCCGCCGCCGUAUCGAAGACAGUCGGUGGAAUGGGCGCUCAUUGGACUUGCGCUUGCCCCGAUCCGGAUGAUGCGGAGAAGAAGAAUAACCCAAUCGACAGAGAGACAUUCAAGCGCUUGCUCUGGAGUGCGCGUAACUUACUCAAGGUUCGGACCGACCAGUAUGACGACUCUAUCCGGCAUCAAGUCGUUAAGGACAUCCUCACGAGCAACCUUGGCGCCGACAAGAUCACCAAUACGCCUCUGGCCGUGAGGCGUUCAAAGCGGAGCGAAGAAAACAUUUACACCUGGACUGGUGCUGAUACGAUUCUUGGCGGAGUCAGAUUCACUGCGACGAAGGAUCCGAACGAGAAGGUGAAGUAUAGGCUUCUCACAGAGGCGCUAGUCACGGGGGUCAGCCACUAUGAUGAUACAGUGUCGCGAGACCCACGAAACAUCGAUAACGUCUUCGCGGUUGAUGUGGGGAGCGCCAGUGAUAUAUCGGACCCGUCAGGGCAACGGUUUUGGUUCAUGACGGCCAGGAAGGCAGUCGUCGUGGCCUGCGGGGCAAUCGGCACUUCACAGGUGCUCUUCAAUAGCUUUAGAUAUUCUGUGGGAGGCAGUCCCCCUCGGAGCUUGGGGCAUUAUCUGAGUGAACAGACUAUGGCAUUCUGCCAAGUCGUACUCAAGCGCUCAAUCAUCGACGACAUCGAGAAGGACCCCAAGUUCAAGAACGCGGUUUCAAAACAUCAUGGCAGACACCCUGAGGAUCCGCUCCCCAUCCCGUUCAACGACCCUGAGCCACAGAUUUACCUCAAGUAUCGGACGGAGAACGGCUAUAUCGCGCUGAUUGACCGCAACGCGUUCUUCACUGGGGUUCGCCCGGAGAUCGACCCCCGAGUCGUCGUAGAUCUCCGGUUCUACGGCAGGAACGACGUACAGCAGGAGAACUGCAUCACGCUGGAUGAAUACAAGUAUGACAGAUUCGGAAUGCCGCGCGUCACGUUCAAUUUUGUCAAGAGCGACGCCGAUCGCGAGCGCGAAAACAAGAUGGUGAAAGAUAUGACCGAUGUCGCCAGCCUUUUGGGCGGCUUCAUUCCCGGCUCGGAGCCACAAAUCAUGCCGAUGGGUCUUGCUUUGCACAUCACCGGAACGACGCGCAUUGGUAACAAUCCCGACACAUCUGUCGCGAAUGCUCAGUCGCGUGUACACGGCUACACGAAUCUGUGGAUUGGCGGCAACGGCUGUAUCCCGGACUCGACAGCUUGCAACCCCACUCUCACGAGCGUGGCGAUCGCGAUCCAUGGCGCAGAGGACCUGAUCGACUAUCUUCAACACGGCCGCAGGUCGUAG
Peniophora sp. CBMAI 1063 is the source of this 1773-nucleotide messenger RNA. Lineage: Eukaryota; Fungi; Basidiomycota; Agaricomycetes; Russulales; Peniophoraceae. The record is from the annotation of a GenBank genome assembly.